Messenger RNA from Apiotrichum porosum, 1317 nucleotides. It is a transcript of the gene MPG1, whose product is annotated as mannose-1-phosphate guanyltransferase. The transcript has 12 exons. Gene Ontology annotation, biological process: cell wall mannoprotein biosynthetic process; GDP-mannose biosynthetic process. Gene Ontology annotation, cellular component: cytoplasm. The record is from RefSeq and is a predicted model, not a curated record. NCBI's taxonomy places the organism in Eukaryota, Fungi, Basidiomycota, Tremellomycetes, Trichosporonales, Trichosporonaceae. Gene Ontology annotation, molecular function: GTP binding; mannose-1-phosphate guanylyltransferase (GTP) activity. The coding region runs from base 1 to 1317 and encodes 438 amino acids.
AUGCACCACGGCUAUCACCAUUACACCACACCUAAAGUGCGCAGCGUCAGCGGCGUUGGGGCUCUCGGCAAGAGUGGAACAGGUUCGAACAGCAUGGACAGGGCCCACAGGGGUGCAACCACACCCUCCUUCGACCCCACUCCACCCCCAUCCACACCCCACUUCCACAAUGAAGAUGAGUGCUCCACGUCGACCCCAGCCGAGCCAAUCCGUCUAACCCCAGUGCACGCUUUAAUUCUCGUCGGCGGCUUCGGCACUCGUCUUAGGCCGCUCACUCUCUCGUGGCCCAAGCCUCUCGUUGAGUUUUGCAACAAGGCUAUGAUCCUGCACCAGAUCGAGGCUCUUGUCAAGGCUGGUGUCAAGGACAUUGUUCUUGCCGUCAAUUACCGCCCAGAGGUCAUGGUCUCGGUGCUCAAGAAGACCGAGGAGGAGUACGGCAUCACCAUCAACUUCUCGGUUGAGACUGAGCCCUUGGGAACUGCUGGUCCCCUCGCCCUUGCCCGCGACAUUCUCGGCAAGGACGACUCGCCCUUCUUCGUCCUCAACUCGGACGUCACCUGCACCUACCCCUUCGAGGAGUUCCGCGACUUCCACCUCAAGCACGGAGGCGAGGGUUCGAUCAUGGUCACCAAGGUCGCCGAGCCCUCUGCGUACGGUGUCGUCGUGACCAAGCCCGGCUCGACCGUCAUUGACCGCUUCGUCGAGAAGCCCGUCGAGUUUGUCGGCAACCGCAUCAACGCCGGUAUCUACAUGUUCAACCCCUCGGUCCUCGACCGCAUCGAGCUCCGCCCAACCUCCAUUGAGAACGAGAUCUUCCCUGCCAUUGCUGCCGACCAGCAGCUGCACUCGUUCGACCUUGCUGGCUUCUGGAUGGACGUUGGCCAGCCCAAGGACUUCCUUUCGGGCACCUGCCUCUACCUUUCGCACCUCACUUCCCAGCACUCGCCUCUCCUGACCGACCCCGCUCAGAACAAGUGGGUGUACGGCGGCAACGUCAUGGUCGACCCCACGGCCGAGAUCGACCCUUCGGCGGUCAUUGGCCCCAACGUCGUUAUCGGCCCCGGCGUCAAGAUUGGCAAGGGUGUCCGUCUCCAGCGCUGUGUGAUCAUGUCCAACUCGACCAUCCGUGACCACGCCUGGAUUGCCAGCUCGAUUGUCGGCUGGAACAGCACCGUCGGUCGCUGGUGCCGUGUGGAGAACAUUACCGUCCUCGGUGACGACGUCACCAUCAAGGACGAGCUGUACGUCAACGGCGCCUCGGUUCUCCCCCACAAGAGCAUUUCGACCAACAUCACCGAGCCCCGCAUUGUUAUGUAA